AAUCUCACGCCUGUUCUAGAAUGAUGCUAAGGUUUCUAUUCAAUUCUCACCAGAUUUCUUUUCUGGCACAACAUUCAUCUCUAAGAAACCAUAUCUUAAUUGAAUCCUAUAAAUUGCAGUUUACCCGAUCUCUAUCUCUAUCUCACCACUUCUUUACUAAAGUAUAUUCUUGCCAAUUGCCUUUCCCUUCCCUUCCCUUCCCUUCAUUCCAAUUCAGAAAGAUAUAUAUUCCCGUAAGUCCCCAAAUAAUGGCAGGCACCCCAGCAGAGCCAAAAGGAGAAGAAUCAGAAUCCCAUAAACCCUUAUCUUCUUCUUCUUCUGAAUCCCAAGCACCAGAAAUGGACCCUCAGAAAUGGGGAACUCAUGUGAUGGGUCGUCCUGCAGUCCCCACCACCCACCCAGAUAACCAGAAGGCUGCCUUGUGGAGGGCCGAGGAUCAGAACCCCCAACCUUACGUCGUCUAUUCUCCCGUGGAUCGCCCCCCCAGCAACAACCCCUUUGAAUCAGUGUGCCAUAUGUUCAAUUCUUGGAGCCAUAGAGCUGAGACCGUAGCUCGUAACGUAUGGCACAACUUGAAAACUGCGCCAUCCGUAUCAGAAGCUGCUUGGGGAAAGCUGAACAUGACUGCCAAGGCAAUAACAGAAGGUGGAUUUGAGGCAUUUUACAAGCAAAUCUUUGCAACCGAUCCUUAUGAGAAGCUAAAGAAGACGUAUGCUUGUUACCUUUCCACAACAACCGGCCCUGUUGCCGGGACCCUCUAUUUGUCAACCACCAAGGUUGCUUUCUGCAGUGAUCGCCCUUUGACCUUCACAGCUCCUUCUGGCCAGGAGGCUUGGAGCUACUACAAGGUUGCAGUACCUUUGGCAAAUAUAGCAGCAGUGAAUCCGGUGGUGAUGAGAGAGAAUCCACAAGAGAAGUACAUUCAGAUAGUGACAGUUGAUGGGCAUGACUUCUGGUUCAUGGGGUUUGUGAAUUAUGAGAAAGCAACCCAUAAUCUCCUAGACGGCUUGUCAAAUUUUAGAGCAUAUGGAAAUAAUAAUAAUGCAGCAGGGCAGUCUGUGAGUGGAUAUGGGAAUGUGUCACAACCUGCUAACUAGCAAUAAAUUAAAGUAGUACUUCACUAUUCAACUCCUCCUACCAGAGUUGUCUUUCCUUAUACACUGCUAUUGUAUUAUUACUUUUUGUGUGCUUAAUUGCUUGUGUAUUCAUGUAUAUUGUUAGUAGUUGUUGUUGAAUGCAUUAUAGAUUUUUCCCCUCAGGGUAUCAAUGAUCAGGUUGUAGGCAAUCUUUGUAGAGAAUUUUCAAUAUAAACUAAGGGUGUGUGGUU
This is a messenger RNA of Ipomoea nil (Japanese morning glory), 1327 nucleotides long. RefSeq names its product GEM-like protein 5. The record is from RefSeq and is a predicted model, not a curated record. NCBI's taxonomy places the organism in Eukaryota, Viridiplantae, Streptophyta, Magnoliopsida, Solanales, Convolvulaceae. The coding region runs from base 21 to 1097 and encodes 358 amino acids. The transcript has 3 exons.